Chaetomium fimeti is the source of this 1950-nucleotide messenger RNA. Its product is annotated as SART-1 protein. The record is from RefSeq and is a predicted model, not a curated record. Gene Ontology annotation, cellular component: U4/U6 x U5 tri-snRNP complex. NCBI's taxonomy places the organism in Eukaryota, Fungi, Ascomycota, Sordariomycetes, Sordariales, Chaetomiaceae. Gene Ontology annotation, biological process: maturation of 5S rRNA; mRNA cis splicing, via spliceosome. The transcript is spliced from 2 exons. Bases 1 to 1950 code for a protein of 649 amino acids.
AUGGACGCCGCGUCGAUUGAGGAGAUCAACAAGGUCCGGCUGCAAAUGGGCAUGAAGCCCUUGCCAGUCCCGGGAGCAGCGCCACCACCUAAACAAGCGACCCCCGAAGCCGAACUAGGCGACGACGGGAAGACAGUCAGCACCCUCGAGUCUCGCGAAGCGGCUUCCUACGAUAACUUCCGAAAAACCCAAGAAGCCGAAGAAGCGAAGAAGAAACGCGAAGCGAAGGCAGCCGCCAUCAAGAAGGCGCGCGAACUGGCGCAGCGCACGGCUGUGGUCGCGGGCAAAGGCUUGGCUGAUGACGAUGAAGAAGUGGACGUCAAGUCAUGGCUGAAGAACCAGAAGAAACGCCAGAAGAAAAUCGAUGCGGCGCGGAAGACGGCGGAGGAGAGUGCUGCAGCUGAGGCCGAAGCUGCGGAGCAUACGGCUGCAGACUUGGCCGGCGUCAAGGUUGCCCAUGACAUGGCCACCUUCCUCGACGGCGACGACCAAGUCCUUACCCUGAAAGAUACGGGAGUGCUGGAGAAUGAGGACGAAGGGGAUGAACUCGAGAACCUCUCACUGCGUGAACAGGAGAAGCUGCGGGAGAGGCUCGAUCUGAAAAAGAAGAAGCCAGUCUACGACCCGAACGACGUCGACGAGACUGGCCAAAUUGGCCUAUUAUCGAAGUAUGACGAGGAGAUAUUCGGGAAGAAGAAGACAGCCUUCACCUUGGACUCGGCCGCGACGACCACCGAACUAGCUGAUAUCCUAGCGGCUCCGGCUCAAAAGAGGAAACAUCAGGUGGUAGACCUCGAUGUACUUGAAGAUGCUCCGGCUCCCACAUCGGAUUACCUCGACUUGUCGGAAGUCAAGGUUAAGAAGCCCAAAAAGAAGAAGUCAAAAUCAACACGGCGAAGGCGGGACGAUGAUGACGAUGCGUUAUUCCCCGGCGAUGCGGCGGGCGGCGACGAGCCUAUGGAAGAAAUGGACGUUGACUCGGGCGCUGCCGCCUUCACCAAGAAGCGAAAGGUAGUGGAUGACAGUUUCGUGGAUGACGAGGACCUGCAGGCAACUCUGGCGCUUCAAAGACGGGAGGCACUGAAGAAGCGAAAGAAGACGCGACCGGAGGAUAUCGCAAGACAAGUUCGCGAAGCAACCGAGAAUCCCGAAGGCGAGGCCCAAGAGGACAAGGGCAUCGUCAUGGACGAGAUCAGUCGAUUCGUCGACGGCCUGCGUCAUGAACCAGAGGAAGACCGCAAGCCGCGCAAACCCAAGCCCGAACCAGGCGUCACAGCCAUGCAACAAGACGAAUCCUCGGAAGACGAGGAAAUGCACGACGUCGACCAACCCCGCGCCGCCUCACGCGAAGCCACACCCGAGGUCCCGACCACCGGCGUCGAAGAAGAAAAAACGGUCGGCCAGGGCAUGGGCGCAACCCUCUCGCUACUUCGCGACCGGCAGCUCAUCGAAGAGGGCAAGGGCGCCGAGGUCAACGACAAGUUCCGGCAGCGGCAGCGCUUCCUCAACGAGAUGCACCGGCGCAUGGAGCUGUUCGACCAGGACACGCGCGCGCAGCGCGAGCGCGACCGCACCAGCGGCCGGCUCGACCGCAUGUCGGCGCGCGAGAAGGAGGACUGGCAGCGGCAGCAGAACACGAUGCGCGACCAGCACCAGUCGCGCGUCAUCGACCAGCUCUUCCGCGAAGGGUACCGCCCGGACGUCGAGCUCAAGUACGUCGACGGCGACGGCCGCAGCCUCGACGCCAAGGAGGCCUUCAAGGAGCUGUCCCACCAGUUCCACGGCAAGGGGUCCGGCAAGGGCAAGACGGACAAGCGGCUGAAGAAGCUGGCCGAGGAGAAGAGGCGCAUGACCCAGAGCAUGCUGGACGCCAGCCAGAAUGUGGGCAUGAGCUCGGCGGCGUCGCAUCAGACUAAGAAGAGGAGGGAGGCGGGCGUGCGGUUGGCUUAG